This is a messenger RNA of Sphaeramia orbicularis (orbiculate cardinalfish), 2370 nucleotides long. RefSeq names its product alkB homolog 8, tRNA methyltransferase (gene alkbh8). The transcript has 12 exons. Lineage: Eukaryota; Metazoa; Chordata; Actinopteri; Kurtiformes; Apogonidae. Gene Ontology annotation, molecular function: tRNA binding; S-adenosylmethionine-dependent methyltransferase activity; tRNA (5-carboxymethyluridine(34)-5-O)-methyltransferase activity. The record is from RefSeq and is a predicted model, not a curated record. Gene Ontology annotation, biological process: tRNA methylation; tRNA wobble uridine modification. Gene Ontology annotation, cellular component: cytoplasm; nucleus. Bases 3 to 2222 code for a protein of 739 amino acids.
CCAUGGAUGCUAGUGUGGAUAGUAACGUGAAGGCCGUUAGAAGGAGUAAAGAGGAGAAGAAAGUGCUCCGAAAACAAUUAAAAGCCAGUCACACUUUACUGAAACAUGAAGGAAUCAAUACGACAUCCCAGCCUACGAAGAGUUUGGUGGUGGCCAAUGGUGGCCUGGGGAACGGUGUUAGUCGAGAGCAUCUUUCUGCAGCGCUGAAACAGAUGGGAGAGCUGGAGACCCUUGUCAUGCCCCCUCAUAAACCCUAUGCAUUUGUCACAUACAGGUUAGAGGAAAGUGCACAGAAAGCCCACACCCUCCUUAAUGGCCAAAAGAUGAAAUGUGGAGAAGACAGUGUUACACUCUACCUCAGCUUUGUGAACUCAGUGACCUGUGAGGAGGAGACAUCUGUUCCUUUGCCAGAAGGUUUAGUGUUAGUGAAGGACUUUGUGUCUCAGGAGGAAGAAGCUCUGCUGCUCGCUGCCAUUGACUGGUCGUCCUUAUACGAUGAUGCCACUGCUCAGAAAGCCCUGAAACACAGAAAAGUCAAACAUUAUGGUUAUGAAUUUCGGUACGACAACAACAAUGUGGACAAAGACAAGCCAUUACCUGCAGGUCUUCCAGAGGAGUGUCUGCCUUUUCUCGAACGAUGUUUAAGGAAUGGAUAUAUUGAUAUCAUGCCAGACCAACUGACUGUCAACCAGUAUGAGUCUGGGCAAGGCAUUCCCCCUCAUGUGGACACCCAUUCUGCCUUUGAGGACACCAUCCUGUCUCUCAGUCUUGGGUCUCAGACAGUGAUGGAGUUCCGUCAUCCCGAUGGUCAUCUUGUUGCUGUGGUGUUACCAGAGCGAAGCCUCCUGGUGAUGAAAGGAGAGAGCAGAUUUCUCUGGACCCAUGGGAUUACGCCUCGGAAGUUUGACAUGGUGCCAGCCUCUGACCCACAAUGCCCUUCUACAACAUCUGAUCCUAUCGGCCAUAGCAACCUCACUUUGAGCAAGAGGGGCACACGUACUUCCUUUACUUUCCGCAAGAUCAGACAUGAACCCUGCCACUGUGCCUUCCCCUCUGUCUGUGACAGUCAGGGAGCUUCUUCAGCACCUUCACCGUCUCACCCAUCAACACCUUCACUCCCCUGUUGCCAUGCCGAUGCUGCCCGUCUGGAAGAAGAGUACGUGCACCGGGUGUACGACGCCAUCGCCUCCCACUUCAGCAGCACUCGCCACUCACCCUGGCCUCGGGUUUGCCACUUCCUGUCCUCGCUACCACCUGGAAGUGUGUUAGCUGACGUGGGCUGUGGAAAUGGGAAAUACCUGGGUGUUAACCCACAUGUGGUGGCUGUGGGUUGUGAUCGUAGCAGCGCUCUCAUCGACAUCUGUGCAGAGAGGGGUUUCCAGGUGUUUGUGUCUGAUGCCCUCAGUGUCCCUCUGAGAACAGCCUCCUGUGACGCCUGCAUUUCUAUAGCUGUCAUACAUCAUUUUUCCACUCAGGAGCGUCGACUCGCUGCGGUGAGGGAACUGGUUAGACUCCUCAAGCCUGGAGGUCGUGCUCUUAUCUAUGUUUGGGCUUUUGAACAAGAAUACAACAAGCAGAAGUCCAAGUACCUGAAAGAGUCCAACAAAGAGCAUCCUGGAAACUACAGCCUCACAGUCAACACAUCAGAGGACAGGCGGGAGACUCAUGGGAAAUCAUGUCCGCAUGACAGUGAAAGAGGCAAAGAGGAACACACGCCUGAAGAUGACGUCUCUCAUUCCAGUAAAGUGACUGAUGGCAAACUUAGUGUGCACACCAAUCGCACAGCAUUCAACACUCAGGACCUGCUGGUUCCCUGGCAUCUGAAAGAUGGGAAAAAAGGAGGGGGGAGAGAAGAGUUAGGAGAGGGUGGGAAGAAAAACAAAAAGAACGAGAGCUUGAGAAAGCCUUCAGAUAACUGUGGCACAUCCCAAAGAUCGACCAAUGAAACAAGUCCUGUCUCUGGAUCAGGCUGCAACUUGGGUAUUAUCACCAGCGAUGACACCCAGAGCACAGACUUAUCAUUCAAUGGCGACAGUACUCAAACAUCCAGCUCUAGUCUGGAGUCGGAGCCAAAGAGCAGCUCAGUUCCUGUCUUUCACCGCUAUUACCAUGUCUUCCAGCAGGGGGAGCUGGAGCGGCUGUGUGGUCAGCUGGCUGGAGUUAAAGUACAGAGCAGCUAUCAUGACCAGGGAAACUGGUGUGUCAUUCUGGAGAAAGACUGAGAGAAAAAGUGGUUGAGACGAACGAUAAAAAACAAUCACUAAUACAAGUUGGGACACUAUAGAAUGUGAUUUAUGUGAGGCAAAGGAUGCAAGACUUAAUUAUUUUCUCAAAGAAAUUAACACAAAAUAAAUGGAAUGAUUUUACAAA